Molecule: messenger RNA, 3259 nt
Organism: Apis dorsata (giant honeybee)
Lineage: Eukaryota; Metazoa; Arthropoda; Insecta; Hymenoptera; Apidae
Gene: Dmtn
Product: transmembrane and coiled-coil domains protein 2
Exons: 14
Coding region: 1087-2643 (518 amino acids)
Cellular component (GO): endomembrane system
Source: RefSeq, a predicted model, not a curated record
AUGCGUUGAUAAAUAUAUUACAUGUGAGAUAACAUUGUCGAAGCUUGAGAAUGAAGGAAGAGGUGAUUAAUCAAGAGUUGGAUAAGGACCAAUGGAAAUUAGAAGCUCAAGCUAUUAUAAAUGACGUGAAACAUCAUUAUUUAAUCCGAAUCUAGCCGAAGAUAUCCGAGUAACAUAGUAAUUUGCAAGGACAGUAUCGUAUUUGGUAUAUGAUUUAUAUAAAUGUUGUGAUGGAUACUGCAAUAGAUACGAUACUGUGAUAUUGACGAAUCGCGCGUUCCUAGGAAAUAUCCCUAGGAAUCGAAAGAUCAGUCAGUGCAAGUGGUAAUAUCGGUUGUGUUUACCCCCUCCUUUACGUUCGUUGCUCUGUGUUCCGUUUGGCGUAUUCCACUGUCGAGUUGUGAAGUAACGAAGCGGUUUCGCCGAAUGUGGCGUAUCGUGUGUGCAUUUUAUGAUGUUUCUGAAUGAGUUUAUCGUUGAUUAAGUGCCUAAGAACGUCAUAGUGCAUCUUGUUUGUUAAUAUUACAGUAAAUAGUGUGACGAUGUUAAACGGUGAGCGAUGACACGCCCGUGAAAAACGAUAACAACAGCUAUCCUUUGAUUGACCAGAAACGAUAGAGAAAACGCAAUACGCGAAGGACCCUCUUUGUGUAUUUUUUUGUGACAUUUAUUGGAAAAAACAUGCUUCAACCAAGAGCUACAUACAUCAAACGAUAGAAAAGGAAAAAGGAAUGGAUAAUUUGAUGAUAACUACAUCAAGUAAGAAUAGUUCACGCAGUACAUCACCUAAGAGAAGAAAUAUAUUGAUUUCAUCUCAACAAUUAUCAGCUACUUUGGAACAUAUUCCAAAAAUACGUAAUGUUUCACUUAUUUUACAUGAAACAGAAUAAUUAAGCUUAUGCUUCAAUAUGAUAUAAUUAAUGAUACAAUAUUUUGUACUUACAAAUAAGAAUACUAAGUUCCUAAAAAAAUAAAUGAAAAGUAAAUAGAAGGAGCACAGUACAAAACUAAAUUUGACUUCGCAGUUCCCAAACAGGGGAGGAUAGUACAGGCAGUGGAAGUAGUGGUGGUGAAGGCAGUCUCAGCAUGAAAGGUAGUAGGCAAAAAUCACCAGGAACUGUGAUUCGAGUAGAUGCUAUGGAUGAAUCAAAUACCAAUUUAAUCACUGCCGAACAAGAUGAGUUUGUGCCAAAUAUUCAUCUACCAACUGAUGAUGAUGGAGAACAAUAUCAUGCAACACAAUCGUUCCUAUCAAAUGGCUCUUCUGAGUUAAUAACUGAUGAUGUUGACUCUAAUUCUGCUCGUGUUUGUCAAGCAAUUGAGAACAUUCAAAAUAAAAUUGCUAAAACACGAGAACUUAUAAGAAUAGAACAAACCACACGUGAUGAAAAUGUCAAUGAAUAUUUAAAAUUAGCUGCAAAUGCAGAUAAGCAGCAACUUACCCGAAUCAAAGCAGUAUUUGAGAAGAAAAAUCAAAAAUCAGCGCACAGUAUUUCUCAACUCCAAAAAAAAUUAGAUAGUUAUACAAAAAAAUUAAAAAAUUUUGAGUUGAAUGGUGCACCUACAAGUCAUAGACAACCCCGAGAAGUGCUUCGUGAUAUGGGACAAGGACUUAAAAACGUGGGUGGCAAUAUUAGAGUUGGAAUCAGUGGUUUUUCAGGAAGUGUAAUGUCCAAACCAAGAGAAUUUGCACAUUUAAUAAAAAAUAAAUUUGGCAGUGCUGAUAACAUAAAUACUUUAUCUCUUGAAAGUAAUGGCUCGACUUUUUAUGUAAACGAUACACCGCGUGCAGGUAAUGGAGAUAACGCUAGUGUUGAAGAUGAAAAAGCUCAUCAUGGUUCAGCGACGCUUCCUGGUGGAUGUAGUUUGGGAUCAACUCAUAGUGCUGCAGCAAUGAAAUUUCCAUCCGAAGAAGGAUCCGAAUGUUCUAGUGUUACAAGCGAAAGCGGACCUGGUAGUAGGGGGCAAGCACACACAUGUCACAAUAGUAAUAAUGCUGCACUUAGUCUCAAAUCUAUUUUCUCAGAGCUACAAGAACAUAGAGAAAAUCUGGAAAGAAUGAAAGAUAAAUUAGAAGGUUUAAAGAGUUUACAACAAGAAGUGACAUAUCUUUCUCAUGCUUUACAAGAGGAACGUUUUAGAUGUGAGCGUCUAGAAGAACAAAUUAAUGAUUUGACUGAGCUGCAUCAAAAUGAAGUAGAAAAUUUGAAACAGACUAUAACAGAUAUGGAAGAAAAAGUGCAAUAUCAAAGUGAAGAUCGUUUAAGAGAUAUACAUGAAAUGUUGGAAAGUUGUCAAACUAAAAUUUGUAAAAUGGAACAUCAACAACAGCAACACCAACAAUAUGUUACUUUAGAGGGUUUGGAUAAUAGUAAUGCAAGAGCCUUGGUUGUAAAGCUUAUAAAUGUGGUAUUGACUGUGUUGCAAGUUAUUCUACUUCUUGUUGCAACAGGUGCUGGUAUAAUGAUGCCUUUUCUUAGGACUAGUUGUACUAAGCCUCAUUGUUUCAUGUGCAGGGUGCGCAUAUUAACUACUACGCUUGUUGUAUUGGGCAUAGUAUUUGUGCUCAAACAAUGGCCUGAGGUUCACGACGUCGGCAGUCACCUCAUGCGCCAUCUUAAACAGACGCUCGCUGUUAAGUAGCACAUUGGUUAUUCUAGGGUAUAUUUAAAUUAAUCAUACCCUGUAAUGAAGAAAAAUUGUACACAACAUUUUGGACCUAUUUAUGUGCUGUAGUUUUGGAGCAAUAAUAGUAGGUAUAUGCGCAAAUGAUUUUAUUUAUAUUUUAAAUUCGAUAUUCACCAUUACUAUAUUAAAUCAGAUGAAUGAUCAAAUCUAUUUGAUACUGUUAACAGAAUUACAAUACAUAAAACAUAUUUUGCUGUGCAAAAAUGUUUCACUUAUGAAGGAGAGAUUUUCUAGAGAUGAUAAAUGCAAAAUAUCAUUUAUCUUUUGUGCAAGUAUUAUAAAUUUAUUUACAAUCUUUUUAUUUUUAUUUGAGCAAUUUUAAAAAAGAAAAAAUAAAGAGAAAUAUACGUAUUUACUAUUUAAUAUUACUUGCGCGCGAAUAAAAUAAAAACGAUUAUAAUUUAAAAUAAAAUAAAAUAAAAUAAUUUCUAUAAAGUAUAAGAAAAAGACAGUAAUAAUAAUGCUGUACACUGAUAUUGCUUGAUUACAUACGGCACAUUAUUAGAAGAAUUUACUCUAAUAUCGUGCGAUUAAAUUCAUUUUUACAUGAAUCAUUGAUUAAUAUGAAAUU